This is a messenger RNA of Fraxinus pennsylvanica, 3801 nucleotides long. Lineage: Eukaryota; Viridiplantae; Streptophyta; Magnoliopsida; Lamiales; Oleaceae. The record is from the annotation of a GenBank genome assembly.
AUGGCCUCGGAAAAACACCUUGUUCCCCUCUUUUGUUGCAUUCUCUGCUUCACUUUAACCAAUUUCGUAUUAAAUUUUCGGUUCGUUAUUUCCGAGAAACCUGUUAUUGCCUGUGAUGUCUCUAGCAAUCCCGGACUAAAGAAUUUCAGUUUCUGUAAUGCAUCUUUGGACGUGAAAACCCGAGUGGAUGAUUUGUCUGAGGCUUUACAUGGAGUCUCAAAUACCGGGGGGCUGGACCGGCCGAUCACCAAAUUUUCAAGACUGGUCCCCGGCGCCACCAGCUUCCCUCAGGUCAUUCUCACCAGUGCAACUUUCAAUGUAUCCCUGUUUGAAUUGAUUGGAAAGGUGGUUUCUACCGAGGCCAGAGCAAUGUACAAUGUUGGAUUAGCUGGAUUAACAUUUUGGUCCCCGAACGUCAACAUUUUUCGUGACCCCAGAUGGGGACGAGGCCAGGAAACUCCAGGAGAAGACCCCAUGCAUUCAAGUAAGUAUGGUGCAGCAUAUGUAAGAGGCUUGCAACAGAGAGACGAUGGUGACAAAGAUAGACUGAAAGUUGGAGCUUGCUGUAAACACUACACCGCCUAUGAUAUAGAUAACUGGAAAGGGAUUAAUAGAUACACAUUCAAUGCUGUGGUAAAACAACAAGAUUUGGAUGAUACAUUCCAACCCCCAUUCAAGAGCUGUGUAAUUGACGGAAAUGUCGCUAGUGUGAUGUGUUCGUAUAACCAAGUUAAUGGCAAGCCAACAUGUGGUGAUCCCGACCUCUUAGCUGGUGUGAUUCGAGACCAGUGGCAAUUAAAUGGGUACAUUUCUUCCGACUGCGAUUCUCUAGAUAAGAUGUUUAAUUCCCAAAAGUACACCAAAACACCAGGGGAGACUGCUGCUUUGGCUAUAAAGUCAGGGUUGGAUCUCAACUGUGGAUCUUUCCUGGGUGAUCACACUCAAGCUGCAAUAGAUCGUGGACUACUAAAUGAAACCGACAUAAACAAAGCAAUUUCGAACAAUUUUGCCACACUGAUGAGACUGGGAUUCUUUGAUGGUGACCCGAGUAAGCAACUGUACGGAAAUCUUGGGCCGAAAGACGUGUGCACCCCGGAAAAUCAGGAGUUUGCCCGUGAAGUUGCAAGGCAAGGGAUUGUUUUGCUCAAAAAUACUGAAGGAUCACUGCCUUUCUCUCCAACUGCCAUUAAAUCCUUGGCAGUAAUAGGUCCCAAUGCUAAUGCAACCCGUACCAUGAUUGGAAAUUAUGAAGGGAUUACUUACCAUGGAUAUCUUGCAGGCUUGCCGUGUAAAUACACAACUCCUUUGCAAGGUCUAACUGCCUCAGUUGCAACUGUGUAUCAGCCGGGCUGCGCCAAUGUAUUGUGCACCACUGCUCAAGUAGAUGAAGCUAAUAAAGUAGCAGCAGCAGCUGAUGCUGUAGUUUUAAUAAUGGGUUCGGACCAAUCUAUCGAGGCAGAAAGCAAGGACAGACUCGAUAUUACACUUCCAGGGCAGCAAUCAAUUUUAGUUACAGCAGUUGCAAAUGUAUCCAAGGGGCCUGUAAUUCUUGUUAUUAUGUCUGGAGGUGGAAUGGACAUACAAUUUGCAAAAGAUGAUCCCAAAAUAACUAGCAUCCUCUGGGUCGGUUUCCCUGGUGAAGCCGGUGGAGCUGCAAUUGCUGAUGUAAUCUUUGGAUUUUACAACCCAAGUGGAAGGCUACCAAUGACAUGGUAUCCCCAGUCAUAUGUGGACAAGGUUCCUAUGACUAACAUGAACAUGAGACCAGACCCCGCCACAGGCUACCCCGGUAGAACAUAUCGCUUCUACACUGGCCCAACCGUUUUUUUAUUUGGGGAAGGACUAAGCUACUCUAAAUUCAAUCACUACCUCGUUCGAGCCCCAAAGCUCGUCUCCAUCCCCUUAGACGAGGGACAAGUUUGUCACUCUUCAAAGUGCACGUCCAUCGAUGCUGUAGAAGAAACCUGCAAGAAUAUAGCCUUCAAUAUUCAUUUGAGAGUUAAAAAUAUGGGGGAAAUGGCUGGAAGUCACACUGUUUUCUUGUUUUCGAGUCCUCCCCAAGUGCACAACGCACCUCAAAAACAUUUGUUGGGUUUUGAGAAGAUCCAUUUGACACCAAUGGCAGAAGGACUGGUUAGAUUUAAUGUAGAUGUUUGCAAGCAUUUGAGUUUGGUGGAUGAACUAGGUACUCGAAAGGUUGCAUUAGGACAGCAUGUUCUUCAUGUAGGAAGCUUGAAACAUUACUUGAAUAGAUACACUUUCAAUGCUGUGGUAACACAACAAGAUUUAGAUGAUACAUUCCAACCCCCAUUCAAGAGUUGUGUGAUUGAUGGAAAUGUUGCUGGUGUGAUGUGUUCGUAUAACCAAGUUAAUGGCAAGCCAACAUGUGGUGAUCCGGUCCUCUUAGCCGGUGUGAUUCGAGGCCAGUGGCAGUUGAAUGGGUACAUUUCUUCCGACUGCGAUUCUUUGAAAGAGAUGUUUUAUUCCCAGAAUUACACCAAAACACCAGAGGAGACUGCUGCUUUGGCUAUAAAGUUCAGGCGUGUAAUAUGUGAUUUGAAUUGGUUGGAUCUCAAUUGUGGAUCUUUCCUGAGUGAUCACACUCAAGCAGCAACAGAUCGUGGACUUCUAAAUGAAACAAACGUCAACAAAGCAAUUUCGAACAAUUUUGCCACACUGAUGAGACUGGGAUUCUUUGAUGGUGAUCCAAGCAAGCAACUGUAUGGAAAUCUAGGGCCGAAAGAUGUGUGCACCACCGCAAAUCAGGAGUUUGCCCGUGAAGUUGCACGACAAGGGACUGUUUUGCUCAAAAAUACUGAAGGAUCAUUGCCUCUAUCUCCCACUGCCAUCAAAUCCUUGGCAGUAAUAGGUCCUAAUGAUAAUGUAACCAAAACCAUGAUUGGCAAUUAUGAAGGCUUUCCCUUAGAUGAAGCUAAGAAAGUAGCAGCAGCAGCUGAUGCUGUAGUUUUAAUAAUGGGUUCGGACCAAUCUAUCGAGGCAGAAAGCAAGUACAGGCUCGAUAUUACACUUCCAGGACAGCAAUCGAUUUUAGUUACAGCGGUUACAAAUGUAUCCAAGAGUGUAAUUCUAGUUAUUAUGUCUGGCGGUGGAAUGGACAUACAAUUUGCAAAAGAUGAUCCCAAAAUAACUAGCAUCCUCUGGGUCGGUUUCCCUGGCGAAGCCGGUGGAGCUGCAAUUACUGAUGUUAUCUUUGGAUAUUACAAUUCUAGUGGAAGGAUACCAUUGACAUGGUAUCCACAGUCGUAUGUGGACAAAGUUCCUAUGACUAACAUGAACAUGAGACCAGACCCCACCACAGGCUACCCUGGUGGAACAUACCGUUUUUACACUGGUCCAACUGUUUUUUCAUUUGGGGAUGGACUAAGCUAUUCUCAAUUCAAUCACCACCUCGUUCAGGCCCCAAAGCUCAUCUCUGUCCCCUUAGACGAGGGACAUGUUUGUCACUCGUCAAACUGCAAGUCCAUCAGUGCCGUAGAGGAAACCUGCAAGAAUAUAGCCUUUAAUAUUCAUUUGAGAGUAAAAAAGGUGGGGAAAAUGGCUGGAAAUCACACUGUUUUCUUGUGUUCAAGUCCUCCCCAAGUGCACAAUGCCCCUCGGAAACACUUGUUGGGAUUUGAGAAGGUCCAUUUGACACCAAUGGCAGAAGGAUUGGUCAGAUUCAAUGUAGAUGUUUGCAAGAAUUUGAGUAUGGUGGACGAACGAGGCAAUCGAAAAGUUGCAUUAGGACAGCAUGUUCUUCAUGUAGGAAGCUUGAAACAUUACUUGAGUGUGAGGAUUUGA